AUGGCCGGGGCCGGGAGCGCAGGGCGGAGGCUGCUCCAGCCCUGCAGCCCGCGGGGCAGCGCGGAGCGGGCAGGUCCAGGGCGGAGGUCGGAGACACGCGUGGGGCGGACACGCUCCUGCCGGGAGGGGCCGGCCCGGCUGCCUGGUUCGCCCCCUGCCCGGGAGGUACCACAAAAGGAUCUGGCCCCUCUGGGAAAAGAGAGAGAAGCAGCCAAAGCCGAGGAGGAGCGGCAAAGUGAGGAGCUGCUGAAACAGACGGAAGCUGAGAGGCAGAAGAUUGUCUGGGAGUGGCAGGAGCUGCGAGGGUUUCUGGAGGAGCAGGAGCAGCGGCUGCUGUCCCGGCUGGAAGAGCUAGAGAGAGCCAUUGUCCAGAGAAGGGAUGAGGGCAUCUGCAGCCUGUCCUGGGAGAUUUCCCUGCUCAGUGAGAGGGGAGGAGAGAAGUGGCAGCAGCCGCUGAGCCAACCCCUGCAGGGUGCUGGGAGCACUGGGGGCAGGGAGGACGGGAUGUUUCGGAAGCCGGAGCCGGCGUUUGCGGAGCUGGAGAAGAGACUCAGCGAUUUCUCUCUGAAAAGUGCCAUGCUGCAGGAGGUGCUGCUGGGAUUCAAAGAGACGCUGCGACUGGAGCUGUGGAGCGACACAGGUACGUGUCUGUCUCUGAGGGGUCAUGGGGAGAUUUCAGACCAAUGA
Emys orbicularis (European pond turtle) is the source of this 687-nucleotide messenger RNA. Its product is annotated as E3 ubiquitin-protein ligase TRIM7-like. Bases 1 to 687 code for a protein of 228 amino acids. The transcript is spliced from 6 exons. The record is from RefSeq and is a predicted model, not a curated record. NCBI's taxonomy places the organism in Eukaryota, Metazoa, Chordata, Testudines, Emydidae.